Tigriopus californicus is the source of this 1226-nucleotide messenger RNA. Its product is annotated as thioredoxin-related transmembrane protein 2 homolog. Gene Ontology annotation, molecular function: disulfide oxidoreductase activity. Gene Ontology annotation, cellular component: membrane-bounded organelle. Lineage: Eukaryota; Metazoa; Arthropoda; Copepoda; Harpacticoida; Harpacticidae. The transcript is spliced from 3 exons. Bases 96 to 998 code for a protein of 300 amino acids. The record is from RefSeq and is a predicted model, not a curated record.
UGUGUCUUUCCAGACCCAUAAUCAGCCUGAAACCUGAAUUUGAGAUCAACUCCGCCUCUCAUUGAUGAAGUGGGUGGGUGGGUGAGCGAGCGUGUAUGAAAUCGUUGGCCCUAACCAGUCAGAUAUUCCCAGCCAUCCUCAUGGGUCUGUCCACGGUCACGUUUGGGCAGGAAUUGCGGCAACUCCUGCGGCCGUACUAUUUCAUCAAUAUCCUGCUGAGUGCGGCCUUCUUGGGUCUGAAACUGACUUGGCCCGCUUGUGAAUGGGUUUUUGGGCAGGACAACCCCGAGAAUUGCCAAUUGGACAUGCGCGAAAAUGAGAUCCUCUUCUUCUUGCUCAUAGUCAUCAUGAUCCGGGCCCGCAAAACCGGAUCCACCCGCAUGGUGUCUUAUCUUUCCUCGGGCUUUGUCUACGCGAAAGUGGCAAAUCUAGUCCUCUUCUCCCGGUCGGAUCCUCGUUAUGGCCUCCUGUACUUGCUCUUGUUCACGCUCCAAGGCAUGCUUCUCCCCGAGCCCACCUACAAAGGCCCCGAGAACAUUACCUAUUUCCGAUCCGACGGCCUGGACGAGGAAAUCAAACGAGACCCUCACGUGACUUGGUUGGUGACCUUCUACGCCGCUUGGUCGCCCGCUUCCAUCAACUUCUCGCCCGUGUUCGCCAAGAUCUCUUCCCAAUACGGUUUGCCCAACCUCAAGUUCGGCAAAAUCGAUAUCGGCCGUUAUCCGGAUAUUGGAACCGAGCAUUUGAUCAACACCUCCGCUCUCACCCGCCAACUGCCCACAGUGAUUAUGUUCCAGAAUGGUAAAGAAGUGGGGCGUGUUCCCGCUAUUGUGUCGGGCAAGGUUCAGAAGUUCGUGUUCAAGGAGGAAGAUAUCGUGGGCGUGUUUGAUUUGAACAACUUGUACGCGGAGUGCAAGAAGGACAAGAAAUACGCCGCCCAAAUCAAGCAAAUGGAAGAGGAAACGCAGGUGGUUCAAGAAGCCAAGAAAACCAAAUAGAUUUUAGAUUGAAGAUGCUCCCUCUCAUAAUUGGGCAUUAUUGAACCUCGGACACUUCGAUUAGCGCUGUGCAAUUGACUUAGACAUUUUGGUUGUCGUGCUUUGUCCUUCGGACGGAAUCUCAUCCCUUGAAUAUGAGCAUACUUGUGAACGAAUAUGUACUAUAAGCACUGAUGUAUCUCGUGUAAUUGAAUGCGAAAAGGGAGAAUGCAUUUUGUUUCCUUGUGA